UCAAGAUUCCGUUCCUCGCGAAGAUGACGUCCCGCCUGCGCGGCCCAUCGGCGGUGAAGGACACGCCGAAGGCUGCCGCCCCGUUCGCCAAGGACUAUUUCCACCGGAGUGAGCCGGAAGUGCACUCCGGCCGGUCGUGCAAGAACGGCGGGCGCGGCAGUCGUUAUCACUUUGGCAUGUCGCGGCAACACGACAACAAAACGGAGCGGAACGGACGUGAAUGCGCUCAUAGAGACGAAGCAACGGAAGCGGUUAACGCCGACCUGCUCUACAGAAAGAGCAGGGAACACUUUGGUUCUUGGGAAUUCAAGGAUAUCGUUCAGGACGACGCGAGAAGAUCGCGGCGUCAGGAGAGCGAGGACGCGCGUCUGACGAAUGGGAAGUUCAGGAGCGAGCCUGUAGGCGCGAAGAUGGAUAAAUCGCAACAGGAUCGCCUGGAGCAUCGGGAUGAGGGAUAUGUAGGAUCCUUGCCACGAGAGGAUCGCUCAAGAGGCGAGUCCGUUGAGCGAGAACUCAAUGGCUCUCACAAAUCGAGAAAAAGAGAGUCCUGGGAGGAGGAUGUGGAAGCGAGGAGUCGAAGCAGAACAUCCAAGACGAGCAAGAGCAAGGAUGACGACAAGGACAUAACACAACCCGUCGAUGAAAGGGACAUUCUGCUGAAGGAGAUUGAGAACUUAGCCAUCGAUGGCAGUCAGUCGCCAGAUCGCAGGAUCCAGGCGAUGAUCGAGCGAUUGAAAUCACGGGAGGAAAGCAAGCUGCGAUCCAGAAGAGAGCACCGUUCGACGAGUCCUGAAAAAGAGGUGCACGGCAGGACGAGGAGCAGCGGUAGGAGCGAGCCACGAUCACCGAUCGGCGAUCAUUCGCUGGACAACGAUCGUGGAACUAGAUCGAGAAGCACUGAGAGAUCAAAUGAAGAUCGAAAUGAGCCUCGGAGGGACGACAGCUUCCGAAAGAGGAGUGACACUUACAACGCUGACGUUAAGAGUCACCGAAGGAGAUCAAGGGAGAAUGAGGAGGAUCAUUCUCGAUCAAGAGCUGACAGCUCGAAGAGAAAAAGUUACACUUACGACGGCUCGCCGGAGGACUUUGACGUCAGGAUACAAAAGUAUGACCGGGCCCUUCUCGAACCCAGACGGGAUCUGGACAGAAGUUCACCUCGGCGAACCUCUCCUAGAGACUCGAAUCUAGGCAGAAAGGAGUCCUUCAAGGAGCACGAUCGAGAACCGGUGACCAAAAAGAGCUCCUUCAGGGCAGAAUCCAAGCGAGCGACCAGCAAAGAUCGCGGCGAAUCCGGUUUGACCAGGAAGACGACGCUUAAGGAUCAAGAUAACGACGCGUAUAAAAGACACGUAUCGAAAAGCCAACAUGAGACUUCAGGAAGUAUUAAAUAUUUCGGCAAGAAUCAAGAAGAGCUCUCUCGCAAGGAUUCCAUGAAAGAUACGAACGCGGAAGGAGGUAGGAAGGGUUACUUCAAGAUAUCGGAUGACGAGUUUGGUAAGGUUUUGCUGAAAGAUCAGCAUGACGAUUCGGACAGGAAAGUUUCUUCAAAGGAACACUCAGGUGGCGUCAGCAGAAUCGUCCUAAGAAAUUUCGAUGAUGAAUCUGGCAGGACUAACUCGUUUAAAAAUACGAGUGAAGAUUCCGGAGGGAGAAACUCGUUUAAGGAAAAGAACGUCGAGUUCGGUGGGCUUUCCUACAAGGACCGCGAGAAUGACUCAGACAGGAGGAAGAACAGCUUCAAGGAUAACGAUGGAAAUUUCGGUCGAACAUGCUAUCAAGAUUAUGAGAAUAAUAUCGACAGGAAAACCGCGAACGAUCGGUACAUUGAGUUCGGCAAGAUCUCUUUCAAGACGGAGGAUGACGAGUUGCGUACCAUGAGUCCCUUUAAAGCGGAGGACCAUGAGGCGGUCGCUAGAGCGAGUUCCUUUAAGGAGCGCGAAGUCUCAUCGAAGAGACGCGUGUCCCUGCGAAACAGAGGCCGCGAAGCGCUCGAGAAGAAGCCGGACAGCCACUACGCCAGACCAUUGUCGCCGCUGAACAAGGACGAGCUGGAAUUAUCUCCCCGAGAGGAUAACUUCGCCAAGGACACGAAGGGUUUCUGCAACAAGGCCUGGCACGAGAGCAACCGGAUGUUCUCCGCAAAGUAUCUGCGGGAGCAUAGCAAGCUGCGGAACGCACCGGAAGGGCGACUCGAAACAUCGCCCGAGCGAGGAUUUUCGAUCCUGCAGGACUCGAGGGCUGGCGCAAUCGAGGCGUCUGCGAAUAAUCCUGAUGAAGAUCGCUUUGGAACGCGCGGCGGAAUCGAUUCGGGUGACGGUGGAUCACCGCGAUUUUCGCCGAUUCGUGAUCGCAACGGCGCCACGAUUAUCAGGAUCCGAUCAUCAGAGGAUCCUGGCGGCGCGGAGAGGCGUCGCCGGCGUCGUCCCGCGCAGGAAGUAUCCGCGGCGGUGAGACGUAGGAGGUACGAGGACGAGAACAACGACGAGGACAGCGAGGAUGAAGCGGAGGAUCGCUGGCGAAGGACUCGAAGGGACGGCGGGGUCCUGCCGGGAAGAAGCGGCGGCGACACCGGCGGCGGGGGUACGACGCCCUCGAGAACGAUUUGGAACUACCGCGAAGGGGGCGUGCUCAUCACGGAUGUGGAAGAAGGGCAGCCCUGCUUGCAAUGCGGAGAAGCGUGUCCCGGAUUCUCGCCGCAUACAUGGAGGUAAGUCUUCUUCAAUGAAGUAAAUAUCGCACAAUGGAAUGGCAAAGGCAAAAGUUGAGGCUGCAAUCGGAUACCUACAAUUCUGCAGAAAUCACUCAAAAGACCCGAGCUUUCGUAGAUUAUUCAUACGAGAAUCAUUUCGAUCCGUCCGCGACGACGAAAUGUCAGAUCACUGAACUUGUGCUCAUUUCAAUGAAGCGUUAAAUGGCUCUUCGGCGUUUAAACAGCGUUCUCCAUGAGACGCGUUAAUUUUCCAUUUAACCGCGGUCGCAGUAGAACGAGAAAAAGAGAAGAAGAAAACAAAAGAGAAAGAGAGAUAGAGAAAGAGAAAGAGAAAGAGGCCUUGGUGCAGAUCACGGAACGCGAGAUCACGGAUUGCCGAAUCACGCUGAAACUGUUAGGCUCAGGGAUGCCGCACGAUGGUAUCCAUUACCCUGGUAGCGUAACCCGGCAGCGGUGAAAUUACCGCUCGGUAAUUACCCACCGUGACUUACGACCCAGCAAUGCGGUAAUAGCGAAUUAAUCGCCUGGGGCUACGUGGGGCGAAGGCAGGGCCGCCUUCUCUCUUUCUCUCUCUCUCUCUCUCUCUACUGCAAGGAGAAAGGCGGGCCCACCGUGUCGUGCGAUGCAUUUAUGGCAUGGAGAUGGAUUCACAGUUAUAUCUCGCCUCAGGAUGAGUCGAAGAUCGGGGAUCGUGCGGGGCGACUGUGAUUGCAAUAAUUGGCAGCGGUACCUACGUCGCGGAUCCAUGAAUAAAUGUCUUCUCGUUCACGACAAUUUUCAUCCGGGGAUUUUUGUUAUAUAAUGAGCAACAGAGCAUAAUCAAUUUAAUAUUUGAGAAAGAUGCAUAUGAAUUUUUCAAGUCCUGCGAGAUGAAUCUAUAAUAUUGUAAUGGUUAGAGAAAUAUAUAAAAAUCCACAAAUUCUUCAAAAUCGAGUUUGUAUCUUCAAUAUACCGCAAGAAAUUAUUGUACAAAACUUGGAGCGAAAUUUAUUGCGGAGUGUACAGAUGGAAGUACUAAGUUUACUCGAUAAUCGAAUCGCGUUUAACGUGAAAGACACAAAUCGGUGCUAAAGUACGAAUUCUAUCUGGGGAGAAUCAUAAAGAACAUUCUUCAAAAAUAUUAAGCCGAAUUGAUCUGUUGCGGUUGUUAAUCGCUCGAACUGGAGGAGGAACAAGCUCGUCCGGUCGUAAAAGCGUAAAAUCGAUGACGAAUCAGUGCCACGGUAUCCUCAUCGUGACAUUUCGCUCACAUUAGAAAUUAGUCUCGUUAGGUGGAAAAAGAAACAACAGAUUCGAACACGAGCCAGAAACACGAUUACUCGCGGCUCGAGGUCAUAAUACGCGACAGGGAGAACGCAUAUUGCAAAAA
Molecule: messenger RNA, 4079 nt
Organism: Ooceraea biroi (clonal raider ant)
Lineage: Eukaryota; Metazoa; Arthropoda; Insecta; Hymenoptera; Formicidae
Product: NK-tumor recognition protein
Source: RefSeq, a predicted model, not a curated record